CGCCUUUACGCACGUGAACCGCGGGCACAGUCCCUCUCCUUCAUCCCGCCCACAAGCGUCACCGCUUCAAAUCGAGGGAGAGGCAGAGGCAGAGGCAGAGUGGGGAGCAGAGAGAGGAGCGAGCUGCUCUCACACACUCAGAGCCGAGGCAGCGAGAGGAGCUCCGAGCGAGUGAGCGAGAGAGCGAGAGGUCCGCGCAGGGUUCUCCAGUGGCUUCUUCUUCUUCUUCUUUUUUUUUUUUUUUCUUGCAUGCACGGAGCCGCGCGCGUCCCGAGGAUCUAAAGAUGUGGACGGAAGUCGGCAAGCUCGUGCUGUUACAUAUGCUGCUCAUGGAGCUCCACUGCGCGAAAGGAACUCAUACGGAGUCAGAGUGUGAAACCGGGCAGUUUCAGUGCAAGAACGGACGGUGCAUCCCGACCCUGUGGAGGUGCGACGACGACGACGACUGCUCCGACAACAGCGACGAGGAGAACUGUCCAAAGAAGACGUGCGCAACCACGGACUUUGCCUGCAAGAACGGCCAGUGUGUCCCCGCUAGGUGGCGCUGCGAUGGCGAGCCCGAGUGUGCGGACGGUUCAGACGAGGCCGACGCCAUCUGCAGCCGACAGACCUGUCCGCCAGAGAAGUUUGAUUGCGGAGGGGCCUCCAACAAAUGCGUUUCGUUGUCAUGGCGAUGCGACGGAGAGAGGGACUGCGAGAACGGUGCAGACGAGGAGCAGUGCGCUGCAGAUGCCAAGGCCUGCCCCGCCAAAGACUUCCUGUGCGGCAACGGGAAGUGCCUGGCGCCGAUCUUCGUGUGCGACGGCGACGACGACUGCGGGGACGCCAGCGACGAGGAGAAGUGCUCGGCCCCCACCUGCGGGCAGCACGAGUUCCGCUGCAACGACUCCGAGUGCAUCCCCGCCCUGUGGAGCUGCGACGGCGACCCGGACUGCAAGGACAAGUCGGACGAGUCCAUGGAGCGCUGCAGCCGCCGGACGGAGCCCCAGAAGCCCCGCUGCCCGGUGGGCGAGUUCCAGUGCGGCAGCGGCGAGUGCGUCCACAUGAACUGGAAGUGCGACGGAGACGCCGACUGCAAGGAUAAGUCGGAUGAGGCCAACUGUCCCCUGCUCACAUGUCGCCCCGAUGAGUUCCAGUGUGGUGAUGGCUCCUGUAUCCACGGCACCAAACAGUGUAAUCGAGUGCACGACUGUCCGGACUACAGCGACGAAGCCGGCUGCGUUAACACUACAAAGUGCGACGGGCCCAGGAAGUUCCGCUGCAGGAACGGCGAGUGCAUCGACAGCGCCAAGGUGUGCGACAACGUGAAAGACUGCAAGGACUGGUCCGAUGAACCCAUCAAGGACUGCGGCCUGAACGAGUGUGCCGACAACAACGGCGGCUGCUCGCACAUAUGCAGGGACCGGGGAAUCGGCUACGAGUGUGACUGUCCCUCUGGCUACAAACUCCUGGACAAAAAGACUUGUGGAGACAUAGACGAGUGUGAGAAUCCGGAUGCCUGCAGUCAGAUCUGCAUCAACUACAAAGGGGAUUAUAAGUGCGAGUGCUACGAAGGCUACGAGAUGGACCCUGCCUCCAAGACCUGCAAAGCAGUGGGAAAGAGUCCGUGCCUGAUGUUCACCAACCGCCACGAGAUCCGCCGCAUUGACCUGCUGAAGAGCGAAUACACGCAGGUGGUCCCCACGCUGAAAAACGCCGUGGCCCUGGACGUGGACGUCUCCACCAACAAGAUGUUCUGGUGUGAUUUGUAUCAUCGUAAGAUAUACAGCGCUUACAUCAACAAGGCCAGUGACUCGUCGCAGCAGGUGACGCUCGUCGACUCGCUCCACUCGCCCGAGGGCCUCGCAGUCGACUGGGUGCACAAGAACAUCUACUGGACCGACUCGGGCAACAAGAGCAUCUCCGUCGCCACGGCCGACGGCCGGAAGAGGAAAGUGCUGGUCGCCACUGAGCUGAGUGAGCCGCGGGCCAUCGCGGUGGAUCCGCACCAAGGGUUCAUGUACUGGUCGGACUGGGGCGGUCAGGCCAAAAUCGAGAAGGCCGGGACGAACGGAGUGGACCGACAAGUCCUGGUGUCGGAGCACAUCGAGUGGCCCAACGGCAUCACGCUGGACUUGUCCAAUCGGCGUCUGUACUGGGUGGACUCCAAGCUGCACCUGCUGUCCAGCGUGGACCUGAACGGAGACAACCGCAAAGUGCUGCUGUCGUCCCAUCACCACCUGGGACACCCGUUUGCCCUCUCUGUGUUCGAGGAUCGCAUCUACUGGACAGACUUGGAGGACGAAGCGAUAUACAGCGCCAACAGACUGACGGGGCAUGACGUCGCGAAGGUGGCAGAGCACCUCAACAACCCCCUGGACCUAGUGGUGUUCCACGAGCAGAGGCAGCCGAAGGCCCCUGACACCUGUAACAUGGGCAGUCUGCCCAACGGUGGCUGUGAGUACCUCUGCCUGAAGGCCCCGCAGAUCACGGACCACUCCCCCAAGUACACCUGUGCCUGCCCCGAAGGCACGGAGCUGGGGCCGGACAUGAGGCGCUGUGCCAUCGUCCGACCCAGAACAACCACGACAGCUGCACCAACCACCAGCGCCGCCACGGCAACCACUACAACAAGCACCACGGCGACGAGCACAACCGUGUCCACCACCACGACUCCCCCCACCACCACCACCACCACAAGUACCACCGCAAGCACCAGCAGCACCCCUGCCGCCGCCACGCCGAGGCCCACGACCAGACGCCCGACGACGACGACGGCGACGACGACGGCGACGGCGGCAACGGCGGCCUCUCCCCAGAGACCCAGGAGCACCUCCACGGAGCAGCCUCGGACCCCCGCCGCCACCAGCACAGAGGCGACCAGGUUCAGCAGCACAAGGAAGGCGUCGACGACGUCCACACACACGCCGCUGUUGGGCCCCGUGGCCCCGAACAGCAUUCAGCGAGAGAGCAACGGCAACCUCUCCCACAGAGCUGCGAGCGACCACUACCUCAUAGGCAACAACAUCACGGUGGCCGUUCUGGGGAUCGUCAUUCCCAUCGUCCCUAUCCUUGCCACAGUGGUCAUCGGAUUGCUCUGCACCGGCGGGUACCUGGUGUGGCGCAACUGGCGGCGCAAGAACACCAAGAGCAUGAACUUCGACAACCCCGUCUACCGCAAGACCACGGAGGACGACGACGACGAGAUCAUCAUCGGACGGCACAGCGGGUCCAUCGGCCACGUCUACCCAGCACGCGUGGCACUCAGUCUGGAGGACGACGGCUAUCCCUGAGGGGUGGGAUGCAGCCUGCACACCCCCACACCCAAACCCGCCCACCCCCUAGUCCCCCGUCCUGGUUCCUCCUCCCACCACUGCACUGAGGCCAGCACAACGCAGAGGAGAAAGAGAAGGAGUCCUCAAUUUUUUUUUAUGCCUUCCCCCUUUCUCUCCCCACUUCCUCCGCUGGAGUAACAUUACUACCACUACUAUAUAGUACUACUACUUGCCUCCUUCGGUACUAGUUGUCAGUAGCCUCUGCUCCACUCCUCUCUUCUCUCUGCCUCUUGUUAGUCGUAGUUGUGUAAAAACAUUUUUUUUUUUAAUAAUUGCUGCUUGAUGAUUUUGUCCAAACUAACCUCAUUGGGCUUGUCUCAGUGCACAUUGUGAAUAGAAGGCUGCCUGGCUGCCGUGCAAUGGGAAGAAGCCAGCGUGCCAUUAUGUUUAAUUCCUCCGAUUAUUUAUUUGUCUGUGUUUUUUUGCCGUUGUAAAUAUGAACUCGGACGUGUCGGAAGUCUGCAAGGAUACCGGGUGGUAGGCAAGGACGUCAGCUUCCCUUUACAUCUUGAGUUGACAGCACAGAUUCUUCUUCUUCUUCUUUUUCUUUUUUUUUUUUUUUUGGAAGUAUCAUCCUUUCUCGCGCCCGACCCGUCAGAUUCGCCCCUCAACAUACUGCGUGUCGGGGGAGAAAUAUAAAUAUGGCCAAGGGGAAAGGAGACAUGAAGAUGAUGUGGUUGUCUCCCUUGUUUGGAGGUUAAAAAAAAAAAGUAUUUUUGUUUUAAAGGGGAUUGGGAGGAUUUGUGCCACCAGAGGGUAGUGCCUCAAGGCAAAGGGCAGCAGGGCGCAAAAAAGGCAAAGGAUUAUGGGUAAUCCCCUCCCCUGAUGUAGGAGGUGCGCGACGCGUGCAGUUCGUAACGGACUCGAGAUUGUCGGCCCGUUUGCGGAGAGCGCGUUAGGACUCGCGCCUCUUGCCGGCGGCUUUCUGUUUGCGCUUGCGUCCGCCACCGCGGCGGACCUUCAUGGGACCGUCUUGAGACGUUUUCGCAUUGCUUUGUUCGUCAUGGGUUUGUUUUGACAUUACUUCCUCCUAACUUAACUUUACACUUUCAGUGUCUUCUGAGCUACUGCCAGACGCAGACAUUGGUGUUUGAAUCUGAGCGCUGCCGGUGUUUCAGUGGCCACACGCCACUGGCUCUGCCGAUGAAUCUCUCAUCCCCUUUGUUGUCUAAGCCACGUUUAGAGGAAAUCACUGCCGCCGACUGUUCAACGUGGUCGUGAGCCGUCGCCGCUUUCGUUACGAACCGACGGCUGAUUCGCCGAGGCCGACUGGGGCCGAGCGCUGAUAUGAUGCGAAAAGCUGGAUGGAGAUGAAAAUGUGUCAACCAGCAUAAAGAGCCGAUCUUCCGCUGGCUCGCCACAGACACGCUUCCGGCCCAGUGAGCCGGAUGGAAUUUACGCCCAGUGAAUAUCGCAAUAAUUGCUCAUAAAUGUGUUGUGAUGUCGAAUUGCACGGAGCCGUUGUGGCAGAAUAGCAGGACAGCUGUUACCCGUCGUCGCGGCAAAUUGACAACCCUCCUAUUCGGGAUGUCGUUUUGUCUCCGUGGAGGGCGCCAGGACAAUGUCAAGCACAACUUGUUAUGCAUUCAACACAGUGCGGGGUGGUUUUUCUUCAUCUUAACUGUACAUAUCACACUUCAGUUCUUCCAAACGAUGGAUUCCGGCUGAGCUGGCCUCCAACGAGUGCUCCUGUCUGUCUCCUAUGAUGAACCUGAUAUGUGACUGAAUCAAAUUUUGCAAUGUAGUGCAAACAUUUCACAUAAGCUCAUUAUAUAUUAUCACUCCGCAUAUAUAUUCAUCACACAACGUGUAUACGAACAAGAGAAGAUUUGAUUGGCGUUAGUUAUUCCCACGGGCGUAGCACUGGGGCGGGGGGGGGGGACUACCCAGGGCACAAGUGUGGAGGGGGGCCCUGGAAAUCCUGGAAUUAAAAUGUGGUUGUUUUUUUUGUUGUAAUUAAUGUAAUUAGUGUCAUAACAUGAAUUAAGAAUUGGCUGAAUACAUUGGAUGAGAGACUGAACUAUGUAUUUCAAAAAAUACAGGAGGUUUCUCGGAGGGCCCACUCACCCCUGACGAGAGGCGCUAAUCACUCAGCUAAUGUACUGACCAGUGAUUCGCUCUUCUCUUCUUCUCCUCUUCUCAGUUUGCACAUCAGGGCCAUUUGUUUGUUCCUGUGUGUGUGUGUGUGUGUGUGUGUGUGUAGAGCGACACGCCGGGUAAAUGGCAGUUCUGUUCUGUCUGUCUGAGGAAGGAGCAUUGAGCACCAGGGGAAGGCCUUCUCCCUCCGUCUCAACCUUGAACGGAUGAGGCGAAAUGAGAGGCAUUACAUGGUGGCGGGAGACUGUGACUCAGCUCAGCGUGACCCCGGGCUGGUUUCUUUAGGCCCCUGCGGUGCUUUUGGUUUUAAGGCAGGAAUUUAGGAAUUGACAUGCCCGGAAAAAAAAAAACAGUUUCAAGCGACGCGACCCCACUUCUUUGGUAUGAACUCUGGUCACUUGUAAUAUCAUCAGGGCGUAUUAUGGCCGUGGGAAUUGUUAUGAAUGCUCCUUUUAUAUAUAUAUAAAUAUAUAUAUAAACCUUGCCUGAAGGAAAAGAUGAAGUUAUUUAUGAAAGAUGCCUCGAAGGACACACUGGCAACUGAUGAACCCUCUGCCGGAUUGAACCCAGGGCUGAGUCCGCUUCCGCGCUCCGCCACUUUCCCCCCUCGUGUCCAUGUGUUUUUUGCUGCAGGUCUAAUGGAGUUCCAGACCGAGCGGUCUUUAGGAGUCGGGAGGAUAAAUUGCUUAUUUAUUGAGGCGAGUGAGCGUGGCGUUGUGGAAAACGUAUUAUUGCUACAGUGCGGAGGCAGAUUGGCCGAUCCGUUUUUGCGGCCACCUUGAGAAGCUCGGAAGGACGUCGAAGGAUAUAUAUAUAAUAAUAUAAUGGGUAGUAAUCGCAGUGGUGGUUCACUUGUGCUUUCUAAUCAUUGCUCUGAUGUCUUCGUCGUCGUCGUCGUCGUAUUUUUAUACCAUGGGUCAACCCCAUUAACAGCAGACUCAGUCAUGAGGAUCGGCUUGAGCACUUGUCGACUACGGAUGCUUUGGCCUCACUUUUGGGGGGGUUGUCAUGCCGUCCGUCUUCACGGUUCAUGUAGCUGACGCAUUUAACAGAUAUAUACCUCAAGUAACAAUCAGUGGGACUAAAUCACCAAAUAAUAUCACUUAGUCGAGCACGGUUUGCUAUUUCCAACUCACUUCUUUUUUUGUAGGAAUACUUUUAACUCUGAACCACCUUUUCCAUUUAUAUAUAUAUAUAUAUAUAUAUAUAUAUAUAUAUACAUAUAUAUAAAAAUGUUUUGGAGGGUUUUUUUUGUAAGUUUAGAGAGGACUUUGUUAGCAGUUAAGUUUGAUGUAUCUCUUGACCCAUCUGUCUUAGGGAUCUCAAUUGAUUGGUUUUGUCUUGGGACAGCACUGUUUCCUAGCAACAGAUUUGCACAUCACCAUUGGUGAAACCAGAUUUCGCAAAAAACACUAGUUUCAGUUGUUUAGUGAACACACACACACACAGACACACACACAGACACACACGCGCGCACGCACGCUUGACACGAGCGAUCUGUCAUGACAGGUCAAAACUAAAUAACGCCGUGGCCGGGGCGGCUCAGUGGAUAGAGCAGGCACACAUAUACCUUGAGGUUUAUGCCUCGAUGCAGAGGUCCAGGGUUGGCAUCCGACCUGUGACGACUUCCUGCAUGUCUUCCCCCCUCUCUCACCUAGCUGUCCUGUCGAAUUGAAGGCGGAAAAGGCCCAAAAAGACCUCAAACCGUCCAUGACGCCGCUGCGUCUGUUGUAUUCAAUGGAGAAGAUGUCGCAUGUUAUUGGCUGAUCGAGUCAAAUACUAACGGUCCUAAUAACCGGUUAUCUCGUGUAAUUAUAGUGUUUCCUGAUUCGCGCUCCCCGUUUCUAACUCUCCUGUCGCUUGUCCUCUUUCUUUUAAUCUCUCACCAACGCUGCUGUAACGUGGACGCAGUGCAUCAUCGCUCACAUCUCCCCGCCACCUCACACACAUUGUCCGACUAGCGCCGGCUUGUUGUCCUACUGGGGUUUAGUUUGGAGACGCUGAAGUCAGCGUUGCUCUCUCGGCUGUGCGCCCUUCAUUCUCCGUCCCCUGCCCAUCUCCAUCUCUAAGCCAUCGUCAUCUUUUCAUCCGGCAAAGGGCUUAUCGGCUAUCAUGGCGCACACUGGCAGAAUGGGAAUACAAAAAAAAACCAACAACAACACUGUACGAAAUGACCUGGAACUUAAGAAAAAAAAAAAAGAACAAGGAAAG
Scophthalmus maximus (turbot) is the source of this 7622-nucleotide messenger RNA. It is a transcript of the gene lrp8, whose product is annotated as low density lipoprotein receptor-related protein 8, apolipoprotein e receptor. The transcript is spliced from 19 exons. NCBI's taxonomy places the organism in Eukaryota, Metazoa, Chordata, Actinopteri, Pleuronectiformes, Scophthalmidae. Bases 285 to 3272 code for a protein of 995 amino acids. The record is from RefSeq and is a predicted model, not a curated record. Gene Ontology annotation, molecular function: protein binding; calcium ion binding.